AUGAUGCUUUUGAUCGAUAUUAUCUUUCUAUUACACGAGCAUGUUACAAAUAAAUGUCAAAAAGGGAUUUUAGAUACAGAAACUGUAACCUUUAGUUUUUUUUUUGAAGUCAAUGAAUGUGAACUUGAUACAACUGAUGUCGAUAAUGGUUUUGAUUCGAGUACUUCAUCAUCACAAAAUAAUAAAACUAUUAAUCGAAGUACAAGUAAUCCAGAUUUAUCACCAUCAUCAAUUAGUAUUAAAUCAAUGUCAUCAUCAACAAAUAUACCAAAUAACGAUGAAGAUCAUUCAGCAUUUGUUCUUAAAGUUUUUCGAAGUGAUCAAUCAUAUAAAUUUUUACCUGUACAUAAGGAAACAACAGCAAAACAAGUUGUCAUGUUAGCUAUAACUGAAUUUGGUAUUAUUGAUCCAAGCAGAUGUUAUUCAUUAUGUGAAGUAUCAGUUGAAAAUGGUGUUAUAAAACAAAAACGUUUACCUGAUCAUACUGACAAUUUACCCGAACGUCUUCCAGUAAAUGCUCGUUAUUAUUUAAAAAAUAAUCAUUUAACUGAAACACUUGUACCUGAUCACUUAUCAAAUGAUUUAUUACGUGAAGCACGUAUUAAUUUUCUUCAAUUAGAUGCACUUGAAAUAUGUGCACAAUUAACAUUACGUGAUUUUUCAAUAUUUAAAUCAAUUCAAACAACUGAAUAUAUUGAUCAUAUAUUUAAAUUAAAAUCUUUAUAUGGUAUACCACAACUUGAAAAAUUUCUUAAAUUACCCAAUCAAGAAAUGUAUUGGACAAUAACAGAAAUAUUACGUGAAAGUCAUUUAAUACAACGUUCAAAAGUUAUUAAACAUUUUAUUAAAAUUGCAAAAUGUUGUAAAGAUAUGAAAAAUUUUAAUUCAAUGUUUGCUAUUGUUAGUGGACUUGAUCAUAAAAGUGUACAACGUUUACAAUCGACUUGGGAACGUGUUCAAGAUAAACAUAAGAAAAUUUUUGAAGAACUUAAAUCUUUGCUUGAUUUAUCCCGAAAUAUGUCUGUCUAUCGAAAUUUAUUAAAAAAUGAAUUUGUUGUUCCACCUAUUAUUCCCAUGUUCCCGGUGUGUAUGAAAGAUUUGACAUUUAUACAUUUGGGAAAUCCAACACAAGAUGAUGGCUUAAUUAAUUUCGAAAAGCUUCGUAUGAUUGCAAAAGAAAUUCGACAUAUUACAAAUAUGGCAUCUUCUCCUUAUGAUAUUUCAAAUAUGUUCGAUUCUCCAACAUCUCAUCCACAAAUAUUUGCCGGUUUUGGCCAUCAAUCAAUGAUAGAUUCAUUUGGUACAAUGCGAAGACACCAAUUUGGUAAUCGUUUAUCUGUUAUGGCAAAUGCUAAACGAAUUUAUGAUGAAGCAUUAAUGGUUAAAAAAGUAAAAACUUAUUUAAAUAAUGCUGAAAUAAUCGAAGAUGAAAAUCGUCUAUUGGAUAUAGCCAAUCAAUGUGAACCAGCUGGAGUAGGAAAUACACCUGCAUCUUCAUCAAGGCUAUUUUUUAAACUUUCAUUAAAUAAUGAUGAUAAUGAAUUUGUUAUUGUGAAUACACCAACAAAUUCAAAAGCACAUGAUCAAAACAAUGAUGUUAUACAAAAUGAAAAACCUAAUACACUUAUUAAAAGUGAUGAAACAAAAAAUAAUAAUAAUAAUGAUAAUCGUAAUAAUAAUAAUAAUGUUGAUGCUCGAUCACGUACGGAUUCAUCGCCAACAAUAUUUAGUGCUUUUAAAAGUGCUUUGUUCAAUGUCAGCACACUUAAACGUCGUCCAUCACCAUCAACAUCAAGUUUAUCAUCAAAUUCAUCAUGUGAUCGUCGUGCUGGUUCUAUACAAUUGACGAAAUUCGGCACACAAUCACCGGAUGCCGUUAACAAAUUACUUCGUCUAACGGACAGUAGUCAUCAAACAAAAGCUCGUGCACCACAACGACCAAUUCAUACACCAACACCAUCUAAUAUUUUAAGUACAUCAGUACCGAAUACAGCAUCACCCAUAAUAAGUAGUGUAACAACCACAACAACAACAACAGGACUUUCAUCAUUAAAUGAACCGACUCAUCAUCAUCGUCAUAUAGCAAAAAUACGUGAUACAAAUAAAUUAACAAGUGAAAGUUCAAGUUUAAAUUUUAAAUCACCAACAUCAACAUCAUAUAUACAUCUUAUGCGAUCUCAUACUCAAUUACAUCAAAGUCAUAGUGAAUUAAUAAAGGAAGGUGGUGGUGAUUCUGGACGUGGUAGUCUUAAUUCAACGGAUACUUGUGUUGGUGAUGGAAAUGAAAAAUCGAUUAAUACAAUAAAUGAUGGAUUUUCAUCAGUUAAAGUUCGAAAUCGACCUCCAUUACCACAAUCAAAUUCUGUUACAUGUACAACUCGUCAUGAUGGUGCACAAAUUCCAAAGUCGGUGCAUAAUUGGUUUCAACGUUCUCAAUCAGAAAAUGAAGUGACUACAGCUGAUGUACCUGAUCGAGACGAAAAAAAAACUAUGAUAAAAUUAUUUAUUCUUGUCGUAUUAUCCUGUUCGAUCAAUUCAUUAUGGGCAGGAACACCAUUCAAAGAUUGUGGAUCAGAGGCAGGUACAAUUCAAGAAUUUGAAGUAACGGAUUGUCCAACAGCUCCAUGCAAAUUUACAAAAGGCAAAACAUAUGCAAUGAAUUUAACAUUUACAGCCAAAGCUCCAUCAAAAACAGCGACAGUUAGCAUUCAUGGUGUUAUUGGUGGUGUUCCAGUUCCAUUUCCAUUACCAGAUCCAGAUGCUUGUAAAAUGAAUGUUAAAUGUCCAAUAAAUCCAAAUGAUAGCAAUGUAGCAUCAAUGUCGUUACCUGUUUUAGAAGUAUAUCCAUCAAUUUCACUUUAUGUCAAAAUUGAACUUAAAGCUGAUGAUCAAAAACAAGAUUAUGCUUGUUUAUUAUUUCCAGCAACAAUAAUAAGUGGUGCACAUGGAAGAAAAAAUUUAGUUGGUUGGAAAAAAGGCCAAUUGUUUGAAAUGCUUGAUUAA
Molecule: messenger RNA, 3003 nt
Organism: Rotaria sp. Silwood1
Lineage: Eukaryota; Metazoa; Rotifera; Eurotatoria; Philodinida; Philodinidae
Source: the annotation of a GenBank genome assembly